UCUUACGCCCCCACUCGUACACUCCCUAUGUCAGCGCAAAUUUCGGUCAAAGUUGAGUUCGGCGGUGGUCUCGAGCUCCUCUUCGACAACCAGCGAUCGCACCGCGUCUCUGUGCCCGUGCGUGUUGCCGCUACGCCCGCGGAGAAGAAGAGCCUCAAGGACGAUACGGGAGCGGCAGAGGGCGAGGGUCGGCAGGCGGACGUCGCGUAUCUGAUCCUGUGGCUGAGGGACAAUCUGCUGAAGGAGAGGGCGGAGCUGUUCGUCGAGAAUGGCACGGUGCGACCGGGUAUCCUUGUGCUCGUGAAUGACACCGACUGGGAGCUCGAGGGCGAGGGGGACUAUCAGCUCAAGGACGGAGACGAGAUUGUGUUCAUCUCGACGCUGCACGGAGGAUGAUCGAGAGGCAUCGAGACCGGUCACCGUACGCAUACCAGCUGGUGCGAGUCGCGAUGACGUUCAAGACAUAGGUCAAUCGGCCUCGUCGAUGUCCGCGUGCCUGCUACCGUCAAGUUCCCAUUACACGAGCCUGACGGCCCUGGGCCUUACGGACGUCAACGGCGGACGAAGGGUGAUAGGCAUACAACGGGGGAAGGGCAGGCGGAGGAACCCUAUUGUACGCAUUGUACGGAAAGAUGAGAGGUAGCAGCG
Messenger RNA from Rhodofomes roseus, 648 nucleotides. RefSeq names its product ubiquitin-like modifier 1. The coding region runs from base 28 to 396 and encodes 122 amino acids. Gene Ontology annotation, biological process: protein urmylation; tRNA thio-modification. The transcript has 2 exons. Gene Ontology annotation, cellular component: nucleus; cytoplasm. NCBI's taxonomy places the organism in Eukaryota, Fungi, Basidiomycota, Agaricomycetes, Polyporales, Fomitopsidaceae. The record is from RefSeq and is a predicted model, not a curated record. Gene Ontology annotation, molecular function: protein tag activity.